Pelobates cultripes (western spadefoot toad) is the source of this 19914-nucleotide messenger RNA. NCBI's taxonomy places the organism in Eukaryota, Metazoa, Chordata, Amphibia, Anura, Pelobatidae. The record is from the annotation of a GenBank genome assembly.
CCCGGCCCCGCCCCUGGGAGUUGGCCGGCCAAUAGGAAGCGAGCGUUGACGUAGCGCUCUGGUCCCGUUACACUUCCUGAGAUUGGAGUUUGCGCGUCAGACGCCGCGGAGGAUCACACCGAAGGCGCAUCCCCCUCAGACAGGACCCCCGUUACUGUGCCCCAGCCACACUCGCAGCAUGGCCUUCCCCGGAUACGGAGGCGUGAGUAUGACAGGGCCGGCCGCGGGUAACCGUGGGAACCACAGCCUCCACAGACCACCUCUCCCUGGGAGCUCAUCCAGCCGCCUGGCCGAGGAGCAUCACGGGAAACGUGGCCCACCACAGCCGGCUACGGCCUACUCAUGCUCCCUCUGUGUGAGUGCUGGAGGGGCCUGUGUGGGUUCGGGGUGGGGGAGGGGAAACACCCCUUACCCAUUUCUGCUCCUCCAUUGCUUCCUCUCCAGGCGGAUCUGGGCGGUUUGAGCUGGUCCAACAUGGCUUUAUAAUGGCCACCCCUCCCCUCAUACAUGUACCCUGCUAUACUACUCAUACUGCACCCCUUCAUCACAACUAGAACUACCAAUCCCAUCAGGCUCUGAGAGGCUGCCAGGCAGCUGGGGGUUUGUAGAUAAAGAUAAAGUGUCUGGGUAUUUUUAUUCUCUGUUCCUUGGCUUAGGUUAUUUUUUUUUAUUUUUUAUUUUGGUGGAGUUAUAAAAUAAGCCCACUUAAGAAAUAUGUCCAUUAACAGUGCAAAAAAAAAAACUCUGUUGAAUUAAAGAUACGAUUUAGUUACAUUAGGGCACUAUGGCAAGAUCUAAAGGAAGUUAUGUUGCCAGGAAUAAAUGAACUAUUAAAAAAAAAAAAAAAAAAUAUAUAUAUAUAUAUAAUUUUUUUUAAUAGUGACAAGCAAUUUGGUAGUGGUGUUCAUUUAGUUAUAAUAUGAUUUUUUUUUUUUUUUAUAGAACACAAGUCUGUUCUUUGGUCAUUUGAAAUGCAUAGUUUAGCAUUCCUUGAGGUUUUAUGUAAAACACGGACUUAUCCCUUGUUGCGUACACCAGGCAUUAUCUAAACAGAGCUCAAAAUUUCAACUAGCCACUGGUAAAUGAUAAUUCAGCUCUGGCAAGUUGAAAUUCACCCCUACUAAGUGUGCAGUGAACCCUCCAGGCUUGCAGUGGUGAGUAUAAGGUUUGAGCCUGUCUAGUAGCAUAAAACUAUUUUGAGUCCUGGUAUAGUUGAUUUUGUUCUUAAACCUAUUUUUUUUUUCCCCACAUUCUGUUUUAUUGGAAUUAAGAAAAACAUACAUGGACGUCUCAUAGAAGUCUGAUAAACUGUAUUUGCAAUUUUUUUGCAAAGUGAAGUUAUGUGAUUUAGCAGACUAUAUCCAAAGGAACACUAUAGUGUCAGGAACACAAACCUGUAUUCCUGACCCUGUAGUGUUACAACCACUAUUUGGCCACCUCUUGCCUCCUUAAAAGAUUACUCGAAUUCAAGUCUGUUGGGUCUGUCUCUGAAGCUGUCUGCUGACAUCAGCAGAAGUGGUGGUCUGAGCCAGUCACAAUGCUUUCCCAUAGGAUUGGCUUUGACUGUCAAGGAAGUACAGUAGAUCAGGGGCAGAGCCAGCCCUGGUCAGUCAGUAUCUUUUUAUAGAGAUACAUUGAAUCAAUGCAUCUCUAUGAGGAAAGUUCAGUUUCUGCAUGCAGAGGGUGGAGACACUGAAUGUGGUAGUGCUGCUCACUGUGCAGUACUGACCCAGGAAACCCCUUCAUUGACUUGCCGGAGUCCAGCGACGACGUCCCUCGGUGCUGGAUCAGGCUUUGCCUACUCCCCCGCCCCAGCCAUUGGGGGAGACCUAAUGUGCAUGUGCGGCAAUGGCCGCACACGUGCAUUAGGCCUCCCCAAAUGAAAGCAUUAUUCAAUGCUUUCCUAUGGGGAUUUUGGCGAUGCUGGAGGUCCUCGCAUAGCGUGAGGACGUCCAGCGUCGUAUAACACACUUUUCGUGUUCUAAGAACACAGAAGUCCCUCUAGUGGCUGGAUGAUAAGUAGCCACUAGAGGAGGACUUAACUCUGCAAGGUAAUUAUUGCAGUUUGUAAAAACUGCAAUAAUUACACUUGCAGGGUUAAGGAUGUUGGGAGUUGGCACCCAGACCACUCCAAUGGGCAGAAGUGUUCUGGGUGCCUGGAGUGUCCCUUUAAGGUAAUAAAGGAAAGUAAUCUUAACUUGCUAUUACUUAAUGGGAGACAAUUAUGACAAGCUUUGUACAUUCAUAAAUUAUAUUCUGUAUUGUGAUUAAAUUGACAAAUGGCCAAGAUCCAGACAAUGCCUCUUAUUCCCUAUGGAAAUACUUAAUUUGUGUAUUAGCCUGGUCUGAAAUACUCAAACAAGGGUAUUGGACUUGCUUUGUUCUCCAACUAUGACUCUUAUUCCAUUUUAGUUUUUUCAGUCCCAUGUUGGAAUAAUUCUACAGUAGUUGGAUAUACAUGUUAUAAUCUAGGACAUUGUUGAGAACAUAAUUUCCUUCCCGCACACCAUCAAAUCUUCCCCAGGCCUAAAAUCCUUUAAGAGAUCCCUCUCUCCAUAUCUCAAAACAGAAUGCACCUGUCAUGGUUGAUUAUAUAUUUCUUACCUGUUCUAUGUUCCAUUUUUGUAUAUAUUGUGUAUGUGAAUUGUUUUUGUAUUUUAUUGCACCCUAUUGUAUCAAUGCAAUGUUUUGUGGACCCAGGACAUACUUGAAAAUGAGAGAAAUCUCAAGGUAUCCUUCCUGGUAAAAUAUUUUAUAAAUAAUAAUUUUGAGAUUUGCUCAUAGUUUGUUUAGGACUUCAUUAACGGUGCUAUUGAUCAAUAAAACGAUCAGUAGAUCAGUAAUGAUUGUACACAUAGAUUUGUGAGAAUUAUAGGACAUUGUGAUUAUGAGAUUAAUUUUUAUGAAUAGGUGAAUAUAAAUGCAUUAUUUAAAGCUAGAAAAAACGGAUUAGAAGGUGAAACUGAAUUUUUAGUUUUAGUGCUCUGUAUAGGUAACCUGUUAAAAAUGUGUAAAACGCCUAGUCCUAAAGAGGUGCUGCGUCUUGAAAAUUUUCAGAACUCAAAAAGUCCUGCAGUUUGCAAUUCCCAAACUAAGAAGUGACCAGCCCUUCAGGAUCUUCAAUUUUAAAGGGAUGUUUACAUUAUAGGGUUAAGUCCGCCUCUGGUGACUGUCACUAGAAGUUCUACUGCAACACUGACAGAGUAAAACUCGGUCAUUUGAUACAGAACCCUCCAUGCAUUUAUUCAAUUCUUGUGUGUGGGGAAGUUUGCAUGUGUGAUGCAUUCCCUGCGCAUGCACAUUAAGUCUCCAAUGUUUCACUUUGAUUGGCAUUGGAUUGGACCACACCAGAAGAGGAGAGGUAAGCUGCACUGAGGGAGUCUCUACUGAAAUGGAUCAGUAAAACUUUUUUUUUUUUUUUUUUUUUUUAAAAGGGGGUCCUGAUUAAGAGUAGGGAUACAAAUUUGUAUUCUGUUAACAUUUAAAUGGCAAGCACAGACUGUUAGCUGAACUACUAAUGUCUUAAUCCUUAUAAAUGGGCUUAUUAAUAAAACACCAGUCAUAAUAAACUGUAACCUAUUAUUGCACCAUUAGCCUGGAUUAACUGUUCAAAGGGCCCCGCGUCCCCAUAUUUCUGCCAUGUAAAAGGUUUAAAAAAAACAUUUAAACACUUACCUUAAUCCAGUGCAGGGGUUCCUCGACACUGGGUCGGGCUCCUUCUUCUCCAACAUCACUCAAUUGGGGAGGGCUAAUGCGCUUGUGCAGCUAGUGUCACAUAUGUAUUUGGCCUUUCCCCAUAAGAAAGCAUUGACUUAAUGCUUUCCUAUGGGUGUUUGCAACAUGCUAGACAUCAGCAUCGGUUUACAGAGUCAAACUUUGUGAAACGGCAGGAAGCACCUCUAGAAGCUGUCUAACACUGCAAUGUAAACUUUGCAGUUUCUCUAAAACUGCAGUGUUUUGCAUUGCAGGGUUAAUGGAACAGGGACACUGCAGACCUGGUAAUACCCUGUCAUGUAAUGCAGAAGCUCAUUGAAAAGCAUUGGCUGCAGUGGACCAGGGGAGGCCUGGAUGCAUUGGGAACAUUGGAUUGGACAAUCGCUGCAAUAGGCCAUGCCUCCUUAAAGACGUCGCUGGAGGCGGAGAGGUGAGCAGCGCUGAGGGGUCUCAGUACUAGAUGAUACAGGUAAGUAAACCCUUUAUAAUAAUUUUUUGUCAAGCUGUGGGUGUAGGAUGUAUUUAACUAGGGACACUAUAGUAUUAGCAAUAGUUUGUGUUCCUAAUGCUAUAGUGUUCAUUUAACUCACUCUGCAUACAGUGGGCAGGGUAGAGAUGAUGACAGAUGAGAACAACAGUUGUUGCUUUAAGGGUUUCUUUUUGUGGUUUAACUCUGGUUACUGUCAGUAUUGUAUGUGCUUUUGGCUGUGUCAGUAUGUCCUGCAGUACAAACACGAAGGUGGUGGAAAAGAAAAGGCAGUUUUUUUGUUUGUUUGUUUUUUUUUAAUUGCCUCUUACAAACUAGAUAAAAUUGAGCAUGCAGAGAAUAUAGCUAAUUAGGCUUUCUACUUGGUUCUUCCUCUUAUGUGGUCACUUUAGGAAUAGCCUUUUUACAUCUUCUCGUAAAUGACAUAUCAGAGCCCAUCAACAGUAGACGCACAAAUCGUGCAUCUAUACUUACUUUCAUCAGUGAUUUUUUUUUUUUACCUUCAAGAUUGUUUUAGUUUAAUGGCUUGAGUCCAUUUUAAAUGGGCUCUCAAACCACAACAGUUCCCUUUGGGAUAGAGGAUAUGACUGUGGUUACCAUUUGUAACCUUUUUCUGCUGAAAUUACAUAAUGUCAGCUUUUUUACUUUAUUUGUUGUCCCCCAUGUCAUUUGUGAUGAACACAUUCUCUUUCUUUGUUCCCCUUAUUAUGAUUUUGGCUUCUGUUUUUAUAAAAUUAACCUAUGUCUACUUUAAGCUGACCUUGUUAUCCACUUGUUAGAUAACAUGUCUCUUUUAAUAGCAUGGUGAUUUCUUUUCUCUUCUUCAGAAGAUAACUAGAAAUAGGUUGUGUAAAUGUUGCGGUGACUCCAUUCAAGUGCACUUAACUCCGGUUUGUGCAAAAGCAUUUUGCAGACUCACUAUCUGCGACACAACUCUAUUUCCAUUAGCUGAUAAUGUAAUUAGUUUAAUAGUAAUAUUUGGGAGCACAAUUCUGGUUCGAUUUGUUUAUUUUAUUUUUUUUAAUUUGCAGUGAAUUUCCUUUGAGUUGUCAAUGUCUUGGAUCUUGAAAUAAAUUUAAAGUGAAACAUAGCUUGUUUGUUUUAGGUGUAGUGUGGGGGGGGGGAAAUAUAUCUAUAUCUCUGACUAUAAUAAUUUGCUAAAUUCCGACCGUUAUGUUUAAUAUAUCAUCUAGGCCAGGGGUUCUCAACCCAGUCCUCAGGACCCCCUACCAGUCCAGGAUUUGGGGAUUACCUGGGUGUGUCUCAGGUGUUUAGAAAAAGGGAAAAAAACACCUUAGACUCUAAGGUGUGUGUGUUUGUUUUUUUUUGUUUUUUUUGACACACCCAUGUAAUCCCUAAACCCUGGACUGGUAGGGGGUCCUGAGGACUAACGUUGAGAACCCCUGAUCUAGGCGAAGCUUUGCUAUGAGAAAGGUUGCCAUUUUAUUUACAUCAUUCACUCUUACAUGGGUUUUAGUCAGUGGAUUAGAUCAGUAAAUGAGUGGGCAUGUCCAUGCAGCUGGUGAAUUGCUUCUUGUGGAUGGGAUCAGGAAUCUAACCCUGUUGUAAAACUUUCUCACCUCCAGUUAAUAUCAUAUUGCAUUGCUAUUUUUUAUUUUUUUUUCUAAUAACUACAAAAAAUAAAUGCUUGUACUUGGAGUGUAUUUACAAUGCUACCAAAUCUUUGUGCAUAACCAUCUUGUUUGACACUAAACACUUUUGUUCCCUCCCUCUCUCUCCCAGUUUGGAAGCCUAAAUCAACAGAUGCAGAUGAUGGGACAGGCCAUGGCAGGACCAAACAUAAAUGCUGGUUACUUUGGACAGCCCCAGUAUCCUCAAGGCGAUCCCUUAUGGGGUUAUUUCUCAGCUAUUGCUGGACAGGUAUGGUUUGCUGUUCAACAUGAUUUUUCUUAUAUGUCUCGUGUGACUAAUCUUAGCUGAGUGCACGAGCAUCAAAAAAUGUGCUUUUUAGCUUAUUGCGGUCAAAGGUAAUCUGAGAUAUAGCUUUACUGGUGGAGUUCUGUCACAAACUGCAGAGAAGUUAUCAGUGGAAAAGGGACACAAGUCCAUAAAGUUCAAUGUUUCAUAAGAUACCACACCCAAAAUAUAAGACUGAGCUCAAAAUUUUCACUAGCCACUGGUGAAUGAAAAUGUGUCUAGUAGUAUAGAACUUCAAUUUUUAAGUCCUGACAUAGGUAGUCAAACUGUUUAAGAAUGUUUCGACAAAUUACCUGGGUUCUGUUCUAAAAGUUCCUACACUGAAUAAAGCCCCCAGCAGUGCAGGGAGAUGCUCAUUGCCUCAGUGCACAGAUGCUGCUCUCAGCCAUUGAGCAAGCUUAGCUUAGUCUGUCUAGCUAUUUUUAAACGGUUUUACUACCAACAAUGUGUGGGCACUCCUGGCACCAUAACCAGUACGGUUAACUGUAGUGGUUUUGGUUCUUGACAUGUUCCUUUAAACGGUCUAUUUUGUAGAAGAGGACUGUAUUAAUGUUUUAAAGGAACACGCAAAAAAAGUUAUAUUUAUAAUGUUCAAUGUUGGUGUUUUCUUAAUUUAGGUUCAUUGCUAUUAUUAAAAUAUAUUUGAACUUGCCUGUAACCCAGUACCGGGAUGUUCUCCUUGCAGCCACCACUUCCUCCAUGAUGAGAUCAUCAGGAUUAAUAAUAUUUAGUCCAAUUCAAUGGUUCUCAUACAAAGGUAUGCGAAGUAUUGUGGACCUGUGAUGCAUGUGCUGCAGUUGCAAUUCUUUCAUAGGGAGAAGCAUUGGAUUUGUUUGGUGUCAUCAUGCUAUGCAUGAUGCUCUUAAAGUGGGAAGAGUCUAUAGUGGUUCUGUCUGAAAGCCACUAGACAUGUUUUUGGGCAAAUGUAAACACUGCUGUUUCUCAGGAAUCGCAGUGUAUUAGUGUUCCAGUAAAUUGGAAAACCUCUACUUCAAAACCAUUAAAAUUGGGUUGUUUUUGUGCUUAUUUUCUCUUUAACCCCUUAAGGACCAAACUUCUGGAAUAAAAUUUAAUUAUGGCAUGUCACACAUGUCAUGUGUCCUUAAGGGGUUAAGGGCACUUGUCUUCUGGCAGGUGUUGUAAGUUUGUCUGCUUUAUCUGUCAUCUAGUCACAUGACAAUUACUUUGGCUGUGACUACUUCUUAGUGCUGGUAAUCCCCAGCACAAGUGACAGGAAGCAAUUUCACAUUCCGUUGUUGAGCAGUGCCUGGUCACUGUUAAACCACAGUUCUAACCUUUUUUAUGAUUUAUAUAAUCUAGCUUAAAACUAUUUUAGGAGGCAGAUUGGUCUCAUCUAGAUCUGCAUUAUUUGUUUGUUUUUGUUUUUUCAGUUUUUUUAUUUUCUGUGCUUAUACAGUAUCUAUACUGAGUUUUUUGCUAAUAAAAUAUUACUUGUGUUAUAGGAUGGUGAAAUAGAUGCUGAUGAACUACAGAGAUGUUUAACACAGGCUGGCAUCCAUGGGACCUAUACUCGUAAGUGUACUAGUAAUCAAAUUCCAUUUUUGUAGAAUUGUGUCCGGUCUAUAUGGUUACAUGUAAGAAUAUUUAAAGGGACACUAUAGCCACAUAGACCACUCCUGUGUCCUGCAAAACCCCGUAGUAAAGCAUUGGUUCAAUACUUUCUUAUGGGGAUGGCCUGAUGUGCAGUGGAAUCUGAUCAAAUGGUUUUGUUUUUAACCCUUUCAGUACCACCGUUGGGGAGCAUAGAGACACUAUAUUGUUAGUUUAUUGGAUUUAAAUAGCUUCAACCUCUCCAGAGUUCUCAUCAUUUUCAAUUAUAUUAAGAAUUCUGCUUAUUUGAUAGAAAUGUCCCUUAUUAUAGAUAAAAAUUAUUUUUGUUUUCCCUCUCUCCCAUUCAUAAAACUGACCUGAAAACUUACACAUCUUUUCAAGUCCCUUUUACGAAUGGGGAUUCGCUAGCUGAGAGCGUCGGCUGACCUCUCUCAGCGAAUCAGAGCUAAUACUGUGCAAGCUUUUCGGUUUCUUGAUAUUUGAGAGAAUGGAAGAACAGAUGAGUAGAGAGAUCCGGUGCUGGUACACAAACUGUGGGGUUAAAACUGUUGAAUGGUUUCACCUCUAAAAGUGAUCAAGUGCCAAGGACCUCCUAGCGCCUUAACUUUAUUUUGAUUAAGUUGUUAUGGUGCCUUGAGUGUUCCUUUUAUUAGCUGCAACAGCACAUUAGAUGUUGGCAAAGACUCAUCCAGUUUCAAUAGAUACAUUGUCUGAUGGUGAAAGUCUACAUUUUGUGCAUGUCUUUUUUUUAUUUUUAUCCUUGUAUAUAGUUGUCUGUGGAAAGAUGAUUAUUCUAUCUUCUGUAUUUCUCAGAACUAGAGUGGCUGGUUGGAAAGGUUUUUGCUCAGUGUUGGAAAGUAAUUUGUGUGACACACCCCUCUAGAGUUUGAGUGCAAUGACUUGAGAAGGGAAAUGCGAUAAUGUAUGGGAAUGCUUCAGGACCUUUGAACUUUUACAUUUUUGACAUUUGUCUCUAGUGUAAUACAUGUUCAUAGUAAAUGAUUCUACUCUCUCUUAAUUAGCUGCAAUUCUGGUAAUCCUCAUUUGUAUUAUCAUCUCCAUGCUCUCUGCAUUUGAAUUUUUAUUGAUUUCAGUGAAGAUUCUGCUCAGGAUCUGAACUUGCGCACAAAGAACUAAAGUCUUUUUUGCUGCCACAAAUGUCUCUUAAGUUGCUUUAUUGCAAAUGCAUAUAAAUAAAACCUAAUCUGUUAAUUUACAAACUAUCACAUUUCAGUUGUCUGUCCUGUCAAUGCUAAUGCCAAAGAUGGCCCAUGUUGUUUUUUUUUUUUUUUAAUAGGUUGCAAGCAUUAACCAGAAACCAAAAUAGAUUACUCUGAUCUUGUCAAGACAGUGCUUAGUAUUAUACAUACAAUAACAAAGACUAGCCACUAAAUGCAAAGUUGGGUCAAAAUAUAUGUCAAAACGGGUAGUCUGACAACUGUGCCAUUUUGUCUUUUCAGCUUUCAGCUUGGAAACUUGCAGAAUCAUGAUAGCCAUGCUGGAUGUAUCCUUUGGAAAUAUUAUAAAGUGUUGCCUAAUGGGCAACUACUUAUUUACUAGUUGUGUUUUAGUUGAAAUAUAAAUGUAUAGGUAAUCCUAGGAGUCUUGUGAAUGAGUUCAUAAUGUGUUUUUUUUUUUUUUUUAUUCUUUAUUUUUGGUUCGACACAUAUUACAGCAUUGCAGUAUACAGUGGCUUGCGCAGGGGCUGUUGGUGAUUUGAGGCUAACAUACGAGUUUGUAAUUUUGAUAUUACAAUGGUUUGCUGAAGUAUGACAUCCCACAUAUUAAAGGGACGCUAUAGCUUAAUGUAGUUGUUCUGGUGAGUAUUUAAACACUGCUUUCAAGCAUUGUAAUGCAAACACUGCCUUUUCAGAGAAUAGGCAGUGUUUACAUUGCCCUAGGGACACCUUCAAUGCAUCUCUGAGGAGGUGCUGAUUGGCCAAAUCUGUGUUUCACAUGUGUGACAUGUCAUGAUUCCCUUUAAUUCCAAAAGUUUGGUCCUUAAAGGGUUAAAGGGACAAUGUAGGCACUAUAACCAUUUUAGCUUACUGAAUUGGUUAGGGUGCCUGGGAUCCCCUGGCACUAUCCCUCCAUUCAGUAUUGUAUUAUUUGAAUAGUUUAACACUAAAUGAAGGACUCAAUCCCCCACUGAAAGUAUGGCUAAUACAGAUUACAUAUUUCAUUCUCGGAAUACCAAUUCAUACAAGCAAUAGCCAUAUUAUAGGUUGAAAGCAGCCAUCUGACACUUUUAGCCAAGUAUUGCUGCUGAAUGUGUCCUUAAACCGGAAUCUCUCUUUUCCUCUGGUUAGCUUGGAAACGUGGCUUGAACACAUCAGAUAUAAUAGUCAUUUAAGUAUUAUGUAAUGCAAAUAACGUGUACUUGCUUGGGGCCAAUAUCUAAUUUUAUAGUACAUUGCUAUUUUCGUGAAGGAACCACCUGGCACAGAAAAUACAAGUGCUAGCAAAAUGAGUAACUCAGAUUUUCUGGUAAUGUUCUUUUAUUUUUUUGUUUGUCUGUGUACUUAAUUUAUGCAUCAUCUUUAUUUUUAUGUGUAUGCACUACAAAUGUAUUUUUAUAUUUUUUUUGUGUGUGUGCUUUUAUUAAGUAAUGGUUUAUUCAUUUUUUUUUUUUUUACUGUUAUACAAUGCUUGUACUUGGAGUUGUACUUGAGUUUUUAAUGUAUUGGGCACCCCAUUUUUCAAAUGGUCGUAGUGGUGGCAGCUUUUAUACUAGUUAUAAGUAUGGAUGGUGUCAAGGGGUUAUUUUGGGCCUAGAGCAAACAUGGAUUUUUAACUGUUAUACCCACUGAAGGAAGUCGCGUUCCACCUUGGAUUGGUAGUGUCUUGACACAAGAGGAGUCCAGACACUAUAACUAGUUUGAAAUGAAACCGUGUCUGCAUUCCCUUUAAAGUGAAAGGUGAAUAACGUGUGUUGUACUUUAGUUUUUCAUUGAUUUUUUUUUUUUUUGUUUGUUUUGUUUAGAAUGUAAUCUCUGUAUAUAUCUUCUGUGAUAUUGUCCCAUAACUCACAGAUCAGUGUGUGUUGCAUAUAUUAAAGGAACACUAUAGUCACCUAAACAUCUUUAGCUUAAUGAAUCAGUUUUAGUGUGUAGAUCAUGCCUCUCAGGUUUUACUGCUCAAUUCACUGCCAUUUAGGAUUUAAAUCACUUUGUUUCUGUUUAUGCAGCCCCUGUCACACCCCCCCGGCUAUGAUUGACACUGCCUACAUGGGGAAAAAUGGCUUUACUUUCAAUCACAUGUAAUUUACGUUAAACAAUUUUAUCUCCUGCUCUGUAAAUUGAACUUUAAUCACAUAGGUGGCUCGUGCAGGGUCUAGCAAGCUAUUAACAUGGCAGGGGAUAAGAAAAUCUAAAUUAAACAGAACUUGCAAUAAACGAAGGAUAAACAUUAGAUGAUUCUUUACAGGAAGGGUUUAUGAAGGCUGUGCAAGUCACAUGCGGGGAGGUGUGACUAGGGUUCAUAAACAGUGAUGUAACUCCUAAAUGGCAGAGAAUUGAGCAGUAGACUGCAUGGACAUGUUCUAUACACCAAAACUUCAUUAAGCUAAAGUUUUGUUUUGUUGACGAAUAGUGUUCCUUAAGUAUUGACUGUGUAGCUAGUAUGUUGGGACUCUGCUGUUGGUAUUUAACUCUGUUAUGUUUGUGUCGAUUACAUUUUUUUGUUCUUCAGAAUAUAAUCGUUAGAGCUGUUGCUUUUGUAAUGUUUUAUUCAUGCUGUGCUCUUAAAUGCUAUUUGUUUUAAUUUUCAUUGUUUAUAAUGCUCCCCUUCGUUUUCUGCCCUCCUUUAUCUGUAGUAUAGGGGAGGGGGUGAUGCACACUGCCUGUCUUGUUUAUCUAUUGCCUUAUGUUUCACAUGUAUGGCACAGCUGCCCUGGGAUUUUCCUCUCUAACAUAUGCUUUGCCAUUAUGCAUGUUUUAUGUUUUGUCUUUCUUUUUGGAGUGUGGGCUAGGAGUAAAGUUUGGGUUAAGCAUUUUGUGUACUAGUCUUCCUGACAUUAGUGGGAGUUACACUCCUGAACACCAAAUAUUUGUAGCUGCUGUCAUUACUUUAACUCUGCAGAGGUGCUGAAUUUAUAAGGUGGCCCCUACUGCUUGUAAAUUUACAGGCUUAGUCACUAAAAUCUAAAUGGCCCCAUACUGAACUGGACAAAACUGCUGGUUGCCUAUAGGACCAUUUGAUCUGCGAAAUCCAUACAUUGCUCACAUUAAAAAUGUCCAGAUCUUCAGUUCAGGCUGUGAAUGAGCUUUGAACAUGGUCUCUUUUUCAGCUGUACCAAAAUCUUCAAAUCCAUUCCUGGAUUUAAAAAAAAAAAAAUUCUGGCUAGCUCAACCAUUGAUUGAUUGAUUAAGGGAUAAUUGUGCGCAGGCUGGUCACAUAAUUUUAAAAGUAAACCAACACUAUGGAGUUUGGUCGGUAAGUCCCUGAUCCUCUUGAUUCCCCCCCCUCCACCCCCCAUUAAUUUGUUUAACUUUAUUUUGUCUGGCAAGCUGCCACAUAAUUAAUCCUUGCACUGCUAAAUUAUUUUUUUUAAUAUGGACACCAAAUGCUUCCAGACGAUUGCUGCAGGUUAGCUAGGCCCGACCAAAUUCCUACUGUAAUUGACUGUAGUCAACAUGAGAAUUGUUAUCGCAGUAAGAAUUUGGUAAUUUUCACUGUUUUUGUCCAUCUAGACAGAAUCUGGUGUUUUAGUGAAUAACUCAGAGGAUCACUUUACACAGAGCUUCAGGAGCUUCUUUUGUUAAUUGCAGUUUAGAAAAGUGCCAAUUUUCAUUUGGAAUCUAGGAGACCAGGAGGUGUUUCUGCAUUUUUCAUGUUGGCCAGGGAGGUUCUUUCCAAUUCUGUUGGCUUUACAGUAAUGAACGUGGCAAGCAUGCUCUAGCCUGCCCUCACCCCCAAGUCAGAAUGUGCCUGUGAGCACACAAGCGUCCACAGGGCUCAUUUUACCUGAGCAUCCUUGGCUAAUCUUUGUCCACCUAAUGGUCUAAUCCAAUGCUCCUCCUAGAGUAUAAUUGGGGACUAAAAGUGCAUGCCAUUGUCAUUGAGCUGAAUUUUAGCCCAACUUUAACAAAUUGGUUUACUCAAUAAACUGAACAUGCAAAUUGUUGAACCUGGAUUUCCAAGCUUGCAUCAGUGUGUGUGUGUGUGUGUGUGUCCCCUUUUCAAGUUCAAUGUUCAGGCUUAAAUAUAUAUAUAUAAUUCUUUAACUGCGUGCUGCCAGAUUGAUCACACCGGUAAACUGGGAUUCAAUGAAUUUAAAGAAUUGUGGGGCUCUCUGAGUGCAUGGAAACAACACUUCUGUACAUUUGACCAGGACAGAAGCGGAACAGUGGAACCACAUGAGUUCAGCCAAGCCAUUAUGGCAAUGGGUAAGAAGCAUUUAAAAUGCCUAAUACUGCUUUGCUCUUCGAAUGUCAUUGUGGGUUUUUUUUUUGUUUGUUUUUUUUUAACCCCUUCCCGACCGAGGACGGUUCAGGACCGUCAUUGGCAUUUUUGGCUUGCUGACCGAUGGCGGUCCUGAACCGUCCUAACGGUUUCCGUUACUUACCUGAUCGCCGUCGUUCCCCCGGCGGCGAUCAGCGUGGCUCCGAUUGUGGGGAGACUGCCUGCAGCCCAGACAGUCUCCCCACACUGAAUUAGGACCCCUGUGGCCAUGUGAUCGCUUAACACAGCGAUCACAUGGUCACAAUAGGUGUCCAUAGUGCUGCCUGCAGGGGGACUGUCUGUGCUGACAGGCAGUCUCCCUGCUAGUGUAAAAUCAAAAAAUAAAAUAAAGUUAAUGUUAAUAAAAAAAAUAACUAUAUAGGUGUAUAUAUGAUAGACAUAUAUUAUAUCUAUAUAAUAUAUAUAUAUAUAUAUGUGUGUAUCUAUAUAUCAUAUAUGUGUCUAUAUAUCAUAUAUGUCUAUAUAUAUAUAUUGCCAUACUAAGUGUAUUUUUAUAUUAAUAUGUACUUAUAUUAAUAUAAAAAUACACUUAUAAUUAAAUUACACGUGUGUGUGUAUAUAUAAUAUAUAUAAUAACUAUAUAUAUUGUGUGUGUGUAUAUAUAUAUUAUUAUAAAAUAUAAAUAAGUUAAAUUAAAUAUUUUUUUUUUAAAUAAUAAAUAUUUUAAAAAAAUUAUAUCUAUAUGAAAUUUUAUUCUAACUGUAUUUUAAAAUUAAUAUAUAUAUUUAUAUCAAAAUACACUUAGAAUGAAUUUGUAUAUAUAUCUAUGUAUAUAUAAAUAAAAAUAAUACAAAAUAUACAUAUGUCCAUAUACAAAAUUACAUAAAUAAUUAUAUAAAUAUACACGUAGACUUCAAAUAUAUAAAUAUGCAUAUAUAUUUAAAUUCUACGUGCGUAUUUAUGUAAUAUUUUACAUAAUUAAGUAAUUUUAUUGAUUGCAAUUUGAGGGACCUGCCUGCCAACCCAGGCCAAAAGUCCAGAGAAUUUAAUUUGCUAGCACUGUAUUUUACCCUGUAACGUUCUACGACACCCUAAAACCUGUACAUGGGGGGUACUUUUUUACUCGGGAGACUUAGCUGAACACAAAUAUUAGUGAUUCAAAACAGUAAAACAUAUCACAGCGAUGAUAUUGUCAGUGAAAGUUACUUUUUUGCAUUUUUCACACACAAACAGCACUUUUACUGAUGAUAUAAUUGUUGUGAUACGUUUUCCAGUUUUUAAACACUAAUAUUUGUGUUCAGCGAUGUCUCCCGAGUAAAACAGUACCCCCCAUGUACAGGUUUUAUAGCAUUUUUGAAAGUUACAAGGUCAAAUAUAUGGGUCAAAUAUUUUUACAUUGAAAAUGGCCAGGUUGGUUACGUUGCCUUUGAGAGCGUAUGGUAGCCCAGGAAUGAGAAUUACCCCCAUGAUGGCAUACCAUUUGCAAAAGAAGACAACCCAAGGUAUUGCAAAUGGGGUAUGUCCAGUCUUUUUAGUAACCACUUGGUCACAAACACUGGCCAAAAUUAGCGUUCAAUUUAGUUUUUUUACUUUUUUCACACACAAACAAAUAUGAAUGCUUACUUUGGCCAGUGUUUUCGACUAAGUGGCUACUAAAAAAGACUGGACAUACCCCAUAUUGAAUACCCUGGGUUGUCUACUUUAAAAAAAAUAUGUACAUGUGGGGUGUUAUUCAGAGAUUUAUGACAGAUAAUAGUUACAAUGUCACUAUUGAUAAAUUUUAAAAAUGUAUGUUUUGAAACCGCAAUAUCCUACUUGUACCUAUAGCCCUAUAACAUGCAAAAAAAAAGCACGUAAACACUGGGUAUUUUUAAACUCAGGACAAAAUUUUUAAUCUAUUUAGCAGUUUUUUUCAUUCGCUUUUGUAGAUGAGUAAAAGAUUUUUCAAGUAAAAGUCAAAAAACAUGUAUUUUUUUUCAAUUUUUCAUCAUAUUUUUUUAUUUUUUUUAAAUUAAAAUACAUGAGAUUAUAUAAAUAAUGGUAUGUAAAGAAAGCCCCUUUUGUCCUGAAAAAAACAAUAUAUAAUUUGUAUGGGAACAGUAAAUGAGAAAGCGGAAAAUUACAGCCAAACACAAACACCACAAAAGUGUAAAAAUAUGCCUGGUCGCAAAUGUACAACAUCGCAAAAACAGUCCAGUCCUUAAGGGGUUAAAUGUUACCUACUUUAGAAAUGGUGUGGGUGAAAGGAAAAAUAGGAAUUAAAAAGUUAUUUAUUUUUUAAAAGAAUUGUCCUACUUACUGUAGACUUGUGAACUACAACCUUUCCUGAUUUUGGGGGUGUUGGGUUUUUGGAUACUGGUCUUUUCAGAAACUGAAAUACAUUAAGGUGGGUGACAUUACCUGGGUUUUAAAAGGAAAAACAAAAUGCAGUGAUCUAAAAUACCUUUUCAAAGGGUAACUGACACGUCUAAGGAUUUUUAAUGUUUGGUUUACAUAUCCCUAUAUUUAACAAAUGUGUGAGGUGUAAACAAUCCGGUACUGAGUGCCCACGUCUUAGCUCCCUGUCACUCAGUGUUAUAAGCUCUGUCCUUUGCUCUUGGCAGUCCGCAUAGAGGAACGCUUUGCCUGGUCCUGGAAUAUAAAAUAACAUGCUAAUUUUUUUAUUAUUAUUUUUUUUUAUUAAACUCCUUUUCUAGGUUACAGAGUAAACCAUCAGACCCUGAAUGUUCUUCUAAAACGUUACAACAAGAACGGCAGAAUAUAUUUUGAUGACUACGUUGCAUGCUGUGUGAAGUUGCGGGCUCUGUCAGGUAAGCAGAGUUUACAUUGUGUAUGUGUAGCUAUUAAAAUAUACCCACAUAAAUUAAUUACCCUAUACCACUCUUUCAUCUUUUUUUUGUCGUAGAAAAUGCAUGUCUGGUAGCCUUUUAAAAAAACUAAAUUUUCUGAUUAUCUACAUUGUACUUUUAUUACUCUCUGUCCUGAUGGUAUUUAAAGAACCAGGAAUGUCUGACCUGUAGAUUAAUAUUUAUAUAAAAUGUAUCCUUUGAAGAUUUCAAGUGAUUAUCUACCCUGGCCACUGCAUCAUUAUCUUUGAUAAAGAAUUUGAGACAGAAAUACAUUGAUAAAUGGUGUAUUGAAACCAAGGUUACUUUCUAGGUUACCUGGUGAUUCUAAUGAAAACAUAGAUACCAGAAAUACAUUAAAGGGACAAUAUAGUCACCCAAACAAUUGCAGCUUAUUGUAUUUGUUCUGGUGAGUAGAAUCAUUCUCUUCAGGCUUUAUGCAGUAAACACUGUCUUUUCAGAGAAAAUGCACUGUCUACAUUACAGCCUACGGAUACCUCUACUGGCCACUCCUCAGAUGGCUGCUAGAGGUGCUUUCUGUGUCAGUGAGUGUUUCCACUCUCUGCAUGGAGACACUGCACUUUCUUCAUAGAGAUGCAUUGAUUGAAUGCAUCUAUAAGAAGAUAUGCUGAUUGGCGAGGGCUGUGUUUGGCUUGUGCUGGCUCUGCCCCUAGUCUGCCUCCUUGAGUCUUAGCCAAUCCAAUGUUUUUCUAUGGGAAAGCAUUGUGAUUGCCUUUGAGCAAUACUUCUAAUGAGGUCAUCCAAGCAGGCAGAUCAGGAACAGAGCCAGCAGCAACAGACUGGAGUAAAUGGUGUUUUUAACACUAUAGGAUCAGGAAUACAUGUUUGUGUUCCUGAUCCUAUAGUGUUCCUUUAAGAAUGUGCACUAGCUUGGAGAGUAAAAAAGGGUUUAACUGGGUCACAUUAGGACAUUCACUUAACUACGCAAAUCCAUGUCAAUUCCCAAUUCAACCCAUAUUAUGAAUAUGGUAGUCCUCUCUCCUUAUUAAAAUGAAAGGGAUGCUAUUACAGCUUAAUGUAGUGGUUCUGAUGUAUAUGGCAUGUCCCUGCAGACUCAGCAAUGGAAGCACUGCCUUUUCAGAGUAAAGGCAGUGUUUAGAUUGCUGACUAGUAUUACUUCUAGUGGCAGUCAGACGCUGAACGCUCCCCAUAGAGAUGCGUGUAUUCAAUACAUCUCUGAGGAGAUGCUGAUUGGUGCAAUUUGCCACGUAUGUGCACUAGCCUUCCAAUGCCUCAAGAGUGAUCUCAACCAUGGAUGCGGGGCCAGCUGUGGUAAUGGAGAAAAGGUAAGUAAGAUACCUUUACACUCCAUUCGGGGGAAGGGGAGGUGGAGAUGAAACCUAUAACAUAUAGUCCCUAACUAUAUUGUUAAAAAAGGGAACACAUUCUCUUUAAAAUAUUCGGGAAAUCAAAGAAGUCGAGAAACAAGGGCCAGACUUCGUAGGCAAAAUAAAACAUGAUCGUAACUUGGAUGUAAGCAAGGUACAACAUUUUGUUUGAUUUAUCUUUUUUUGCCAUUAACUUACAGAUGUCUUCAGGCGAAGAGACAGCAUGCAGCAAGGGUUUGUCAACUUUGUAUAUGAUGAUGUAAGUUUUCAAUCAGAAUUCUGUAAUUUCUAAUGUAACACUUUUGCAGUGAAUGUUUAAGAACCAUGGCAAAAUAGAAUGUAACUCUGGAUCCUGCUAUGCUGAGAUGGCUUCAGUAUUCUACACUGCAUGCUAUUAACCUCUCCAUGCACAGCUCACACUUUUAAAACCCUUUCAGCUAUUUGGCAAUUGUCAAGAAUUUAGUUGUUUUUAAAUUGUUAGACCAAAAUGGCUGAGCUAAAAAUACAGUUGACAUAGGGUCUAGGGGUAUGAUUCUCGCUUUGGGUGCGAGAGGUCCCGGGUUCAAAUCCUGGACGAGCCCAAGCAUUCUGUGUUUUUCGUUUAGAGGGACAAAGGUUUAAAAAUAUCAGGAAGUAUUACUUUACUGAGAGGGUAGUGGAUACAUGGAAUAGCCUUCCAGCUGAAGUGGUAGAGGUUAACACAGUAAAGGAGUUUAAGCAUGCGUGGGAUAGGCAUAAGGCUAUCCUAACUAUAAGAUAAGGCCAGGGACUAAUGAAAGUAUUUAGAAAAUUGGGCAGACUAGAUGGGCCGAAUGGUUCUUAUCUGCCGUCACAUUCUAUGUUUCUAUAGACCAUACAAUAUCAAUUAUUUUAAACACCCAUUGUGCUGUGCACACUGAUGCAAUUCUUAUAAGAGAACGCGCGUGAGCAUGCCUGGACAGUCAUUGUGUGAGAGUCCUCCUAGAUUGCGUGUGUUUUAUUUAUUCUCCCUGUGACAAUGGCAUUGACUAUUCUUAUAAAUCCUAAUAGAAUGUAUUUUGCUUGAAGUUUUUGCAGUGCACCAUGUCAAUCUGAAUUUUAUGACUCCAAUCCGAUCGUGAAGAAUGGCAUUACAAUCCAACAUGUGAAUUCUUCUGUUUGGAAGGAACCAAGUGACCCUCAUGUGAAUCAAGCUAUUGUAGAACUUCAUAUUCCAUUUUUUGUUACAAAUCCGUUGGUAUACAUAAAACUUUUUUUUUUUUUUUUUUUUAAGUGCACAAGUUAUUACAUUUUAAUAGUUAUUUUGUAUUUUUUUUAUUUUUUUUUAUAUAUAAAUAGGCCAAAUGAAGUUAAUAAACCUGUCUUUACAUAUAUGCGCCUAAUGGAUUUGUGCCACCUUAUUUUGAAAGUGGGGGGGAGGAGGGGAAUGCAUGUUUAGUAUAACUGGUGUAUAUUCUGAUUAUUGGGUGAUUUCAAGCUGAAAUGCUAGUAAGAUUAAUAAAUGGACUCCCUGUUUGGUCUCCUAUAUUAUUUCUCUAAACUUUCUAAAGUUUUUGUGCCUGCCAUAUUAUCCGCUCAGGGGUUUGAGUUCAUUUCCCCUAGUCAUUUUGGAUACACGAACUGUUUUUAAUAAGCAAAACGUUGGCUCUUGUGUUCCUUUUCUCUACUUAGCCAUAUUGGUUUGCCAAUUCUAAUAAUUUUACAUGAACGUGUUAGGUCAAAUUAAUACACGCUGUUAAUUAGUUAGAGGUGCUAAUUAAUCACUGGUGAUUUUAUUUAAUUGUACUUGCAAAUAAUAUGGAAAAUACUAAAACAUUAGAAGAAUGUGUGCACUUGGGUGACGUUUUAAAGGACUUGCAUUUAAAUAUACAGUGAAAAGAACCAUAUUUUUUUUUUUUUUUCUCCAAUUUGACUUGUGUUUUGCUAUAUAUUUUUUGCUUUCAAAUGAACUUCAUCUACAUUUAAUAAUUAAAACUGAUGUACCGCACCUAUUUUGGAGGUUAUAUAUGUUUUUGGUUUUUUUUUUAAAGUAAACUACACUUGCCGAGUUUGUAAUAACGUACUUGUAACGUGCAUCAUCAUCCUUUCAGUUUUGCGGAAAUAGAUACAUGUCUGUUGCCAUAACCAUGACAAUGUUCAGGCAAAAAAUGUACUGGGUUUUCUUUCUACACAAGCAACACUGUUGUGAUGGAAUGUUUCUGGUCUUCCCACUAGAUAAAGUAUGUGUUUUCUGAACCGAAUUUUAGAAUUUUCAUACUUUUUGCAGUGUAUGUAUCCUAUUGGGUGGGCAUACUAGAUUUUCUUUUAUUAUUAUUUUAAAGAAUUUAGUGCUAAGUUCUGUAACGUAUGGCUUAAAUUAUUUAAAAUGUCGUUCUCACUCCUUUCUACAACAAAGCGAAUGCAGUUAUUGACUAAAUAAAUUAUUCUACAGUCAAUGUGAGUGAAUAUUUAUUUUCAAUAUCUUGUGUUUUUUUUUACUUUUUUGCACAUCCAUGGUAAAGGCUGCUCACUUUAACAAUACCAUCAGAACUACAGUCCUGGAAUAGAAAGGUCAGACCUUUCUCACUUUUAUUCUAAAUAUCAAAUACAUGUGUCCUUUUUCGUGUUUGUAUUUUUUGGUUGUCCC